Messenger RNA from Amphimedon queenslandica, 1427 nucleotides. RefSeq names its product L-threonine ammonia-lyase-like. NCBI's taxonomy places the organism in Eukaryota, Metazoa, Porifera, Demospongiae, Haplosclerida, Niphatidae. Gene Ontology annotation, molecular function: threonine deaminase activity; L-serine ammonia-lyase activity. Gene Ontology annotation, biological process: L-serine catabolic process; L-threonine catabolic process. The coding region runs from base 45 to 1376 and encodes 443 amino acids. The transcript is spliced from 11 exons. The record is from RefSeq and is a predicted model, not a curated record.
CCAGUCAGCCACAUCUUAGUCUACACGAGAUUACAUCACAAAUUAUGACUACUGUUGCUUCUAAAGAAUUUUCUACAAGUACUGGUAGCGACCGAGGUAGUGAUUCUGUAAGCCGCCGUGGUUCUGAAAGUGAUCACGAGAAGGCUAUUCAGUAUGAGGAUUGUACUGGUGCAGCGUAUAGAAUUCGGAAGGGAGUUUCCAAAACUCCAUUGCAGAUUUCACCCCAGUUAUCCACAAUAGCUGGUAUGAACAUAUUUUUUAAGAAGGAAUAUACUCUUCCCACAGGAAGCUUUAAAGAGCGUGGUGCAAGAAAUUCUUUGGAGAUGCUCACGAAGGUUCAACGGGCUAAAGGAGUCAUUGCAGCAUCUGCUGGUAAUCAUGCGCUUGCUCUAGCUUAUCAUGGAAAGCUUUUGGAUAUUCCAGUAACAGUAGUCAUGCCAACAGUUGCACCUCUUAUGAAAGUUGCUCAGUGCGAGACUUAUGGUGCCACUGUUAUCAUGCAUGGAAGUGAUGUAGGAGAGGCCAAAAAAUUUGCCACAUUGAAAGGAAAAGAAUCUAAUCUUCAGUAUAUUAAUGGAUAUAAUCAUCCUCAUAUCCUUGCUGGCCAAGGGACCAUUGCUCUUGAAAUUUUGGAACAGAUGGAGACUUUGUCACAUAAAAUUGAUGCUGUUGUUGUUCCUAUGGGUGGAGGAGGAUUGAUUGCUGGUAUUUCAGUUGUAAUAAAGCACCUUAUGCCUCAAGUGCAAGUAAUUGGAGUUGAAUCUGAAAAAUGUCCUUCUUUUAGUGAAUCGCUUAAAGCUGGAUAUCCUGUAGAAACUGUUGCUAAACCUACCCUAGCUGAUGGUCUAGCUGUGCCUAAAGUUGGCCCUUCUGCACUUGCUACUGCAAAGGGAAACGUAGAUCGAACAGUUGUUGUAAGUGAAGAUGAUAUUGCAUUAGCAAUUUUAAGGCUAGUAGAAAUUGAAAAGGCUGUUGUUGAAGGAGCUGGUGCUACUGGUCUAGCCGCUUGUUUAUCUGGUCAACUCUCUGAUUUACAAGGAAAAAAUGUUGUAAUAGUGUUAUCUGGUGGCAACAUUGAUACAACUGUACUUGGUCGAUGCAUUGACAGAGGUUUGGCUGCUGAUGGUCGAUUAGUACGAUUAACUAUUUUGGUUGAUGACCGUCCUGGUGGUUUAAAAGGGCUCGUUGAAUUUCUUUUUGAACAAGGGGUCAGUGUCAAAGAUAUAGUUCACGAAAGAACAUGGUUGAAAGGAAGCAUAUUUAAUGUUGAGAUUGAAUGUGUAGUUGAGACUCGAGGUGGUAAACAUGCUGAGAAGCUGAGAACUGCAGCAAUGAACAAAUAUGGAAAAAAAUUUAUAAAAUGGGGACAUCGUUAACAAUUCAUCAAAACUUUAAUGUAUAACAUGAUUAUAAUGAUGUACAAUGUA